CUGAGCUGCUCUUCUCAUUUUCUUAUUAGAAAAAAAAAAGCAACUGAGAGGUGAUGGAAAGUGGAAACAAAUGAAUGGGGAUGGCGUAUGGGCGCCCUAAACGUAAAAGCAGGUUUUGAUAAGUAACUCCUCUUCUUACUUAUUUAGAAUAGAAGUUUAGAAUAGAACCAUUCUUCUUCUUCAUUUUUACUCCCAGGCCCUGGAAAAAAACGAAUCAAGGGUUUAAGAAGCCAUUCAAGAUCAGGAAUUAGAGAUCGGGGUUUUUCGUCUUCUCCUCCUCCUCCUUCACCUUACACCAGAAAACAUUUGGCAAUGCUAGGGAACAGAGCAGCAAUGGACAAAACCCUAGGUAUCUUCAGACAUUCCUUUAGUCUUCUCACCAGAAGAAAUUUCAGCGCUUCUGCUAUUCCUUCUUCGACUGGAGGAGGAGGAGAAGCAACAGUAUCAGCUUUGCAGAAACCAAAGAGGAAAAAGAAGAAGAAUUUAUUUGAAGUAGCUCAGUUUCUUCCUAACUGGGGAAUUGGAUAUCAAAUGGCUAAAACACAUUGGUCUGGCGUUUCCUAUCAAAUCACCAAGAUCAAUCUCUACAAGGAUGGUAAACAUGGCAAAGCUUGGGGAAUUGUUCACAAAGAAGGUCGGCCUGCUGCAGACGCUCCCAAGAAAAUAAGUGGUGUUCACAAGCGCGGAUGGAAAUACAUUCCUAACUCGAAAAUGAAAGAAGAAAACAUAGUAAAAUCAGCAGCAGAAGUUCAAACAGCUUGAUUCGUUUUUUCAUUGAAAUGUGAUGGUUGUUUUCAACCAAAAUUAGCAGGCGUAGAUACUCCCCCGUUGAUGAGUAGGCAUCCAAAUUUCAAUUCCUUUAGGGUAUUGCAGCGACAUGUUGUUUCUUUAGUUUGAUGUCAAAAACAAAUAAUUCUGAAAAUAUCUGUGGUUCUUAUCUGCUGUAUUCAUGAGUAUCAAGUCAAGGGAUUCUAUCUUGUUUUAGAGGUCAGAAUCUUAAGAUGGCUAUGUUAAAUUACUGUUUUUGUCAUUCGUCGCCAUCUUUGCCAUCACACAGAAAACAGUGGAAUAAGAUGAUAAAGCAUAAUGUUGUUGAUGGAAA
Molecule: messenger RNA, 1102 nt
Organism: Papaver somniferum (opium poppy)
Lineage: Eukaryota; Viridiplantae; Streptophyta; Magnoliopsida; Ranunculales; Papaveraceae
Exons: 4
Coding region: 313-762 (149 amino acids)
Cellular component (GO): mitochondrion
Molecular function (GO): structural constituent of ribosome
Source: RefSeq, a predicted model, not a curated record